This is a messenger RNA of Lathyrus sativus (Indian pea), 1134 nucleotides long. The record is from the annotation of a GenBank genome assembly. Lineage: Eukaryota; Viridiplantae; Streptophyta; Magnoliopsida; Fabales; Fabaceae.
AUGUCGGAACCAAACACAAACCUGCGAACUCGACCAAGGUUUUUAACACCGUUCUUAGCUAUAGUUCUUCCGGUUUUUGUUGCAGCAGCGGUUGUCUACCGGCUCGACCCAUUCGAACCGGCUCAUAUACCUCUCAACGAAGUGAACCGGUCCACGUUGACCACUCCCUUACGUAACGAGCGCAUGCGAAUAGGAUCUGAAGACCUAGCAAAAGGACAAGUUGUUGGACCUGAAGAUUUGGUGUACGACGCUGCUACGGGUGUCGUUUAUACCGGAUGUGCAGAUGGGUGGGUUAAGCGAGUUACGCUGAAUGAAUCGGUGGUUGACUCGGUGGUUGAGAACUGGAUCAACACUGGAGGAAGACCACUUGGGCUCGCUUUGGAGAAAACUGGUGAACUCAUUGUUGCCGACGCAGAUAAGGGAUUGCUACGAGUAACAAGAGAAAAGAAGAUUGAGUUGCUUGUGAAUGAAGUUGAGGGCUUAAAAUUCAAAUUAACAGAUGGUGUUGAUGUAGCACAUGAUGGCACUAUUUAUUUCACCGAUGCUUCACACAAAUACUCAGUCAAGGAUUCUCUCCUAGAUAUAUUAGAAGGAAAACCUAAUGGUAGGUUUUUGAGCUAUGAUCCAUCUACAAAAGAGACAACCCUACUACUUAGUGACCUCUAUUUUCCUAAUGGAGUUGUUGUCUCACCAGAUCAACAUCACGUGGUUUUUUGUGAAACUCUCAUGAUGAAUUGCAAGAAAUAUUACAUACAAGGCCCAAAAAAAGGAAGCACAGAAAAGUUUUGUGACCUUCCUGGAAUGCCUGAUAAUAUUCAUUAUGAUGGACAUGGCCAAUAUUGGAUUGGAAUAGCCACGGCUAUUUCUCCUGAACUUGAUAUACUGCUGAAAUAUCCUUUUAUUAGAAAAGUUUUGGCAAUCAUCAUAAAACAAUUUCCAAGUUUGAGUCUCACAAAGAACGGUGGAGUUAUAGCUAUGGACUUGGAAGGAAAACCAGUUACACAUUAUUAUGAUUCCAAAUUAUCGUUAACCAGUGGGAUUAAGAUUAAAAAUCACAUAUAUUGUGGUUCUCUUUCAUAUCCUUUUAUAAUACGCCUUGAUAUUGAACAAUAUCCUGCUCUCACUACAAUUUAA